Phragmites australis (common reed) is the source of this 646-nucleotide messenger RNA. RefSeq lists its product as uncharacterized. The record is from RefSeq and is a predicted model, not a curated record. The transcript has 3 exons. The coding region runs from base 89 to 316 and encodes 75 amino acids. Lineage: Eukaryota; Viridiplantae; Streptophyta; Magnoliopsida; Poales; Poaceae.
GCAACGGUACAUUUCAGCUCCACACCAAGAGUCCGGUGCCGCAUAAGGAGAAGGAUAUAACUGUUUCAUAUCACCGCGUGAAACCAUAAUGCCUAAACCCAAGCUCAUCCACACCGUCAUCCUUGUGAUCCUUCUAUUGCUCAAUAGCGCAAAUUCAGGACAAACUGCAACAACAGGAGACAAUUAUGAAGUUAGUACUUCGAAAGGGGUAGAGGGACACAUCAGCAGGAGGUAUCUGACAGAGCUUCAGGAUUAUGACUAUGGUGGAUCCAACUCUAAACAUGAUCCACGCAGGAAGCCAGGGGGUGGACACUAAUCACAUCACCUCCAUCCUAAAUUAUCCAUGGGCAAGUCAGGUGACCCAGGACGCUGCAACCACUAGACCGGUUUCUUACUGUAAUCCACUAGAUGCAAAAUGGUUUGAUCCUAUGUAUGCACCGUCUUUACCAUGUGAAAUCUGCAGUUGCAAAGCCGUUUUAGAUGGUGCUUACAUGCAUCCACCAAGGCCAUUCAGUUGAGUUAGUUAUUUAGAUAAGUUAACUAAUAUGUAACUGUUGUUCCCUUCUGAAAUCUUGGAUGAAAUGGGUUCUACUUCUACAGUCUCACGCAGGCUUGGAAAAUCGAGACUUGAAAUUUAGUGAAAUCA